AUGGAUACUUCUAUUUCUCCACUCAAGAGAACGUUCUUAUCCGUUCAAUAUCCACUGUUUCUUCGCAUUGAAGAGAAACCACAACUGGCCCCUCCUCUAGAGUCUGAACUUAUCAUACGAAGUAUUGAUCAACCUUCACAUGAACCCAGCCCACCGUAUUCGUAUCUGCCUUCACCUCCACUCCGUGUAUCGACUAUACCACGAAACCAAAACAAUUCUUCUGGGGUACUGGACAGGGCUUCUUCUGUACCUGUGAUGCGAGAAAGAAAUGUGGACUCUGGACGUCUUAUUCAUAGUUGGAGUGAUCUAUCUCACCAUCAUGCACUAGCUGCUCGAACGGAACCCUCUGCUGGUGGCACGGGAUACCAGCAUCUGCAACAGAUCAAUGAGCUUUUUGCCCGUACUUGUCAUUCAACGGAAACUUUCGAUGACGACACCGUAAGCCCGGACCCAUUAAUGGGAAUAGCUUUAGGACCUCACCAUCCACCUUUUCCUAUAGAACCUGUGUCAGUUCACCCUAUUGAGCCGUCGUUCUUUCCUGAUCCGCUUACGGAGUUUAUGGAGGACCGAAUUAUUCUGUUUCGUCCCACCUGUUCUCAGAAUAAUGUCGAGAGUCUGUUGAACAAUACCCAUCCGUAUCAAGCUCAGCCGGAUGUAAAGAGGGUAGUAGAGGCAGAAGAGAGAAAUGCGUGGUCUAGAUGGCUCAAUUCUCGGGCCGUAGUCAAUUCUCCAGGUGUAGCUGCUUCCUUAGAUGCUGCUGCUUCUAAUGCUGCUGCUCCUAUUGGUGUUGAAGCCCGUGGUGUUGGUGAUCUUGCUGCUUCUUAUCCUGGGGGUGUCCUCUCCACAAAGUUCAUCUCCCAAUCCUAUGAUCCAAUCAAUUCCGCCAACGCCCUUUCGGGUACUCCAGGGUCAGAUGCACAAAGUUCUGUUUCUUUUCUUCCACGCAAUCACUCGCUGGAACCCCCCGUAUUAAACAUGGAUUAUACACCUAGAGCUGCCCCUUUAGCAGAUCUAUCAAAAGACAGCCCCACUACAGAAGUUGGGUGUGUCUGGUGCUUGUAG
Molecule: messenger RNA, 1062 nt
Organism: Sungouiella intermedia
Lineage: Eukaryota; Fungi; Ascomycota; Pichiomycetes; Serinales; Metschnikowiaceae
Source: the annotation of a GenBank genome assembly